This is a messenger RNA of Zasmidium cellare ATCC 36951, 2589 nucleotides long. RefSeq lists its product as uncharacterized. The transcript is spliced from 5 exons. The record is from RefSeq and is a predicted model, not a curated record. The coding region runs from base 1 to 2589 and encodes 862 amino acids. Gene Ontology annotation, biological process: regulation of gene expression. Gene Ontology annotation, molecular function: protein binding; RNA polymerase II cis-regulatory region sequence-specific DNA binding; chromatin DNA binding. NCBI's taxonomy places the organism in Eukaryota, Fungi, Ascomycota, Dothideomycetes, Mycosphaerellales, Mycosphaerellaceae.
AUGGCAGCGCAACAAUCACCCUCGGGCCCGCUGCCUCGCCACCAUUCUUAUGCGGGCCCAGGUCGUCCGCCGCCGACUGCUGGCAUGCCCAUCCAGCAGCCUCCACCGCCGCCCCAACAAGCCAAGUCCGUGUCGCAAUACCUGGCGGCAACAAAUGAGUCGGUAUGGCUACAGCUGGGCAACCUCUCAGAAGUCAUGGGCGAGCUCGACGGCGCGACACAAGCAUAUGAACGCGCCAUGAACUUCAACCAAUGGUCGGUGCAGGCUAUGCUCGCCAUAUCUUGCAUCCUGCGCUCCAAAGACCAAUUCACAUCCGCUGUCGAGUAUCUGCGACAGAUUCUCAAGGUCGAGCCGUCCAAUGGCGAGGUGUGGAGUAGUUUAGGACACUGCUACCUGAUGAUGGACGACCUACAGCAAGCGUACUCUGCAUACCAACAAGCAUUGUACCACCUGCCAGACCCCAAGGAGCCCAAGCUCUGGUAUGGCAUAGGCAUUCUCUAUGACCGCUACGGAUCGUUGGAGCACGCCGAAGAAGCGUUUUCGCAGGUCAUGCGGAUGGAGCCCAACUUCGAAAAGGCCAACGAGAUCUACUUCCGUCUUGGUAUCAUAUACAAGCAGCAGCAGAAGUUUGCGCAGAGUCUUGAGUGCUUCCGUUACAUCGUCAAUGAUCCGCCACGUCCACUGAGCGAAGAAGACAUCUGGUUCCAGAUUGGCCACGUGCAUGAGCAACAAAAAGACUACGACUCUGCAAAGGCCGCCUAUACUCGCGUCCUUGAGCGUGACCCGACGCACGCCAAAGUCUUGCAACAGCUGGGCUGGCUCCAUCAUCAGCAGAGCACAAGCUUCAGCAGCCAAGAACAGGCCAUCGAAUAUCUGGAAAAGUCUGUCAAUUCUGACCAAACCGACGCACAAAGCUGGUACUUGCUUGGUAGAUGCUACAUGUCACAGCAAAAGUACCCGAAAGCAUAUGAAGCCUACCAACAAGCUGUCUAUCGUGACGGCCGCAACCCAACCUUCUGGUGCUCCAUUGGUGUCCUGUACUACCAGAUCAACCAGUAUCGAGACGCUCUCGAUGCAUACUCUCGCGCCAUUCGUCUGAACCCCAACAUAUCUGAGGUUUGGUAUGAUCUUGGUACCCUGUACGAGUCGUGCAACAAUCAGACUAGCGACGCUCUCGAUGCAUACACCAGAGCGGCUGACUUGGAUCCUACCAACCAGCACAUCAAAGCUCGACUCGCUUUGCUCAAGGGCCAGCCGACGAACGGUCUGCCCAACCAAGGGGGUGCACCUCUACCCCAAGAUGUCCACCCACAAGCAUAUCAGCCUGGUGCCCUUGGAGGAGGCCCACCCGGCCCUCAAUGGGGUGCACAUUCGCAGAACCCGCCCCCACCAGGCCCAGCGCCUCCACCGCUUGCUGCUGGAGGCAACUGGGGUGGCAACCGACUCGCCGAUCUCCAAAACCCACAGAUGCAGCCACAGCCGAUGAAUCCAUAUGACCAGAGAGAUCGCCCACCCCAGCAGCAACAACAGGCGCCACCUCAGCAACAGCAGCAGCCUGCACAGCCGCAACCACCACCCCUUCGCCAGCAAAGCCCGCCACCACCUCGCCAGUAUCAGGACCAGCCAACGCGCCCACCGCCUCCGCCACACCGAGGUCUCUCGCCAUCGCCAAAGGGCCAGCACUCUCUUCCCGCGCAGUAUCAGCCAGGACCACCGCAUCAAGGGCAGCCACCUGCUCCUCAGCAUCCGGGCCCCCCUCCGCAACAGCAGGAAACACCUCGUCCUGGUUACACUUCUCAGCCUUCGAAUGGACCGCCACCGCCUCCUUCAAACGGCAUGUCGACGCCGUCGGCUCAAAACGCUUUGCCACCGUAUGCUCGUCAGCCAGAAGCCCAGCCUGAGAUUCGUCCAUUGGUAGGCAAUCCAGCUCCCUCGCCCAGCGCUGGACAGUACCCCAGAACGCCUUAUGAGCACCAUCCCAAACCUGGAGCACCCAGUAUUGCCAGUGGUGCACCAGCCCCGACUUCUGCUCAGCAAGCUGCCGAUGCCGCUGCGCGUGAGAGGGAAGACAGACCACCAAGCACUGCUCCCAAGAGGCUCCGCGAGUGGGAUGACGAUCCGAAUCUGAAUGCAUCCAAGAAGCCCACAACUGAGGAGGGUCGGUCGAGACUGGAUGAGAUCAAGAUGCAGCGACCUUCGCCGCCAGAGAAGAUUGGCACUCCUCCACAUCACAGCCCAUCGGAGCUCAGGCGGCCUGACGAGCAGCAGCGACCUACGUCCGCGUAUCACCCAUCUGAAGCUGCGCACCAUCCACCGUCUCUCCCAUCGAUGCAAUCAAUCACGCAGCAAUCGCCUCGAAUGUCGACACCGCCACAAGAAGAGCAACGCGCACCUCCGCCUCCUCCACAGCCAGCUCCAGUCUAUGAACCUGCAGCUCGAAAGAUGGAGAUGGACGAGAACUAUGACGACAGCGGCGAUGAGGAGAAGCGGUCGGCCACAAAGCAAGAAAGCCAACGAAACAGCCCAAAGGCUCCGAACGGCGCGCCAACAACGGCACCAGCUGCCGGACCCAUCGAGCAGCAGGCAUAG